AUCAAACCCUAAUAAUUCUCUUAAGCACUCGCUUUACGGUACGAUUUUCGGUUAAUUAGGUUUGAUUGAUUUGAUUUGGGGUUUGUGGAUCUGCAUUUUUGGUUGCAGAGAAGAUUUAGGAACAAAAAAUUUCGGAAUUAAUCGUAGGAAUAUAUGUCCUUCAAUCAAUCAACGUCGGAUAAGAACGAGACUCGGUACCGGAAAACAGGGCGAUCUGCAAGCUCUAAUCAGCAGCACCGGGGAUACUCACCCGCUUACCCUAAGGGCACCGGCGCCACUGUAAGUGUAACCAGUGUAAGUCCUCAGGUUUCCGGUAUGGUUCCUGCACAACGUGGCGACGUACAAAAUGGAGCUCAUAAUUCACAGCCCCAACUGCAUGGAGGUUCUGAUGUGCCCAUUGCAAGCACAGCUCCCCAGACAGCUGAGGCAUCAGCCCCUCAGAGAAGCUCCCAAAUUGUUCCAAAGCCUCCGACUUCUCAAUCUGUCUCCGUGACUUCUGACACAAGAAAACCCACUAUACCAGCAAAGCGCCCAGGAGAUACGUCCAAGGGCGUUGCCAUUCAGGUUGGGUCUAUAAGCCCUGGUUUCAUGAAUGGGAUGCUGCCCCAUCCAAUGCAGCCCCAUGGAAUUAUUCAUCAGGGCCAGAACCUGACUUUUACCCCCCAAAUGGUUCCUCGGAUACCUCAGAUGGGCAACUUGGGGAUCAGCAGGGCGUCACAAUGCCCCCAGCAACAGAGUAGGAAGUUUGGCGGCUCUCGUAAAACUCCUGUCGACAUUAUACAUCCAGAUACACCUGGACUGAGUGGAACUAAGAGUACUAUUUCAAAGGGGAAGAAGAAAAGAAAAGAAAUUCUUUUGGAGAAGAAAAGAAAAGAAAUUGUUUCUAAGACAGGUGCUGCUGACGUGACCUCUGAUCUUUAUGGGGCAUACAAGAACCCUGAAGAAAAGAAGGGUAUUGAAAACACUGAAAGUAUUAUGACCAGUAUAAUUUCAAAGCAGGUAGCUACUGAUGCUCCUCAGCAAGAUGCUGUAGGGAGAGAGAAAGAUGCACCGGUUAAAGCUGAGCCAGAGGAUUGGGAAGACGCUGCUGACAUCUCUCCCCCAAAACUGGAAACCUCAGAUACUGGAGAGCAGGUCUGUGGAGUGGAUGAUUCUGACAAAGAUGGACAUGAACAUGGGGCGAAGAAAUAUUCCAGAGAUUUCCUGUUGAAGUUUUCUGAGCAAUUUACUGAGCUUCCAGAAGGUUUUGAAAUUAAGUCUGAUAUAGCAGAGAUCUUGGAUGCUAAUGUGAAUGCUGCUCCUUCCAUUGAUUAUGAUUCGCUCCCUAGUCCGGGAAGAAUUGUUGAUAGGCAAGGAGGGGCCGCAAGACUUGACCGUCGUGGGAGUGGAAUAAUGGAUUAUGAUAGAUGGAAUAAGGGAGGUGCUGCCAAUUUCCGAACUGGCCAAGGACCAAAUUUUGGUGUUUUGAGGAAUCCACGUGCACCGACACCAGUUCAGCAGCAUGUUAGAGGGAUCCUGCCUGGGCCUGCUCACUCUGUUGAUCAUCAGGGAGGGAUGCAAAGAAAUAAUUCUGAUGCUGACAGGUGGCAGAGAGAUACGAAUUUUCAACCUAAGGGCUUGAUGCCUUCUCCUCAUGCUCCAUUACAGGUGAUGCACAAAGCUGACAGGAAAUAUGAAGUGGGUAAAGUGAGUGAGGAAGAGCAGGCCAAGCAAAGGCAGUUAAAGGCUAUACUGAACGAGUUAACUCCUCAAAAUUUUGAAAAACUAUUCGAGCAAGUGAAAGCUGUCAAUAUAGAGAAUGUGACGACUCUAACUGGUGUCACUUCACAGAUCUUUGACAAGGCUGUUAUGGAGCCUACUUUCUGUGAGAUGUAUGCUAACUUCUGUUUUUAUCUUGCCGGAGAGUUGCCUGGUUUCAGUGAAGACAAUGAAAAGAUAACUUUUAAGAGAUUGCUUUUGUGCAAGUGCCAGAAGGAAUUUGAGAGGGGAGAAAGAGAGCAAAAGGAGGCCUAUAAGGCCAAUGAAGAGGGUCAGGUGAAACAGUCUGAAGAAGAAGAAGAGGAGAAAGGAAUCAAAGCGCGAAGACGAACAUUGGGUAACAUUAGAUUAAUUGGGGAACUAUACAAAAAGAAAAUGUUGACGGAGAGAAUUAUGCACAAAUGCAUUAAAAAGUUGCUAGGUCAGCAACAGACUCCAGAUGAGGAAGAUAUUGAAGCUUUGUGCAUACUAAUGAGCACAAUUGGGGAGAUGAUUGAUCAUCCGAAAGCCAAGAAGCACAUGGAUGCAUAUUUUGAAAGGAUGAAAAGCUUAUCGAAUAACAUGAAAUUAUCUUCUAGGGUUAGGUUCAUGUUGAAGGAUGCAAUUGAUUUGAGAAAGAAUAAAUGGCAGCAGAGGAGCAAAGUUGAAGGACCAAAAAAUAUUGAGGAAGUGCACAGAGAUGCUGCACAAAAUGUUCCUUCAGAAAAUGUGUUGACUGAAGACCGUCUUAGAGAUAUGUCUUUGGCAGCAAUUAGAGAAUUUUACAGUGCUCGAGACGAGAAAGAGGCUGCUUUAUGCAUUAAAGAGUUGAACUCACCAAGCUUCCAUCCGUCGAUGAUAUCUCUUUGGGUCACAGACUCUUUUGAGAGGAAGGACGCUGAAAGAGAUCUCUUGGCAAAGCUUCUAGUCAACCUUACAAAGACCCAUGAUGGAACUUUGAGUCAAUCUCAGCUCAUCAAAGGGUUUGAAACUGUUCUGUCGACCUUAGAGGAUACGGUGAUUGAUGCCCCGAGAGCACCAGAGUUUCUUGGCCUUAUCUUUGCCAAGGUCAUUUUAGAGAAUGUCGUUUCCUUGAAUCAGAUCAGUCAAUUAAUACACGAAGAUGGAGAGGAGCUUGCAGGCAACAUUCUUGGGAACGUCUUGGAAAUUAUCAAGUCGGAGAAGGGAGAUAACGGUUUCAACGAGGUCCGUACGUCCUCCAACUUGCUGUUGGAGACUUUUUGACCCCCAGAUACUCUCAACUCACGGAUUCUAGAGAAAUUUAUUUAGAGAUUGGUGAUGCUCAUUGUAAUCGUGCUAGAAGGAAUUCGUGACUGGUAGCGUUCAGAAACUCAUAAUAAUUUGCCUGCAAUGAAGAACUUUUGUACCGAAACUAUGAUUGCACUAUGCAUAAUAUCGUGUAUGUAUUCUAUUAUAUCCCAAAAAAAUGUAACUAUACUGCAAAUUCAUAUGUAUUUGUAAAUUAUUAAGA
Messenger RNA from Pyrus x bretschneideri (Chinese white pear), 3229 nucleotides. RefSeq names its product eukaryotic translation initiation factor 4G-like. The transcript has 5 exons. NCBI's taxonomy places the organism in Eukaryota, Viridiplantae, Streptophyta, Magnoliopsida, Rosales, Rosaceae. The record is from RefSeq and is a predicted model, not a curated record. The coding region runs from base 154 to 2982 and encodes 942 amino acids. Gene Ontology annotation, cellular component: eukaryotic translation initiation factor 4F complex. Gene Ontology annotation, molecular function: mRNA binding; translation initiation factor activity; protein binding.